AUGGGUGGGUCUAUGAAGCUAUCCACUGCAAGCAGAAGCACAGAACCUCAGGACGAGAGAAGCUUUGCCUACGAGGACUUCUUGUUCACAAUUUCGCUUCUCGAAAAUAUGGAGGUCGUAUUCGCUUUAGGCUCAAACGGCUCUGGUCAACUCGGCAUUGGCCAUAAAGAGGAUGUUUCCGUGCCAAAGCAGGUCCUUUUCCAUCCCGACCAGCCAGCCUCCCCAAUUGUGCAAGUCGCAGCUGGUGGAAACCAUACGCUACUACUUACGAAAGCUGGUCAGCUCUACUGGAGUGGUGACCCUACGCCUGGAGCUUGCGGUUUGACAUCUGGUCCUGAUGUUGCUGUUUUCCGAGAAAUCCAGCUUACCAAGAAUGGAGAGCCUCCAGUUGGCGAGAUCGCCCUGAUCACAGCGACAUGGGAAGCUUCUAUCAUUGUAGCCAAGGAUGCAGAUGGCAAGAACACACAGGUCUUUAGUUUUGGUGCAGGCUUGAAAGGCGAGCUUGGUCUGGGCGAACUCAUCGUUAGGACACCAUCAGCAACACGAACCCGAGAUUUUCCUCCUCCAGGCACGGAAGUUGUCGACUUGGCCGCCUGCAUGGGACAUGUUGUCGCAGUUCUCAAUAAUGGAGAAGCCUAUGGCUGGGGUAAUGCGAGAAAAUCUCAAGCUGGUGAACCGGGUCAAGUUCUUCACGCUCCCAGAAAGAUUGAGGGUCUCGAUUUCAAGGUCGCACGGGCUGUCUGUGGUAGAGAAUUCACCUGUCUAUUCGGCGACCCACAAAGUGGAAACCUCAAGGUUCUGGGUUCAGACAAAUGGAAAAUUCAAUCAGAUGCACCCGAGAUAUGUCCUGAGUGGAAAGAUGUAAGGGCUAGUUGGGGAAACAUCUUCAUCUUAGCAAAGGAUGGUUCUCUUCAGGCCUGGGGUCGAGACGAUCACGGACAACUUCCUCCCCCGAAUCUACCGGAGUUGGCCAAGAUUGCAGUUGGCAGUGAGCAUGUCGUUGCUCUUUCAACUACAGGCAAUGUACUAUCAUGGGGUUGGGGCGAGCACGGCAAUUGUGGACCUCAAGUUGAGAACAACGACGUCAAGGGACGAUGGAAUAUCAUUGCUUCGUCCAAAUUUAUUCCUCCGGGCUCUAAGAUAGGACACGUCGGGGCAGGAUGUGCCACCAGUUGGGUAUUCAUCACAGCAGAUUGA
Messenger RNA from Fusarium coffeatum, 1197 nucleotides. RefSeq lists its product as uncharacterized. The record is from RefSeq and is a predicted model, not a curated record. The transcript has a single exon. Bases 1 to 1197 code for a protein of 398 amino acids. Lineage: Eukaryota; Fungi; Ascomycota; Sordariomycetes; Hypocreales; Nectriaceae.